GUGACACCGAGGCUUGCGCUUUAGCUCCUGCCGCCAAGCAUGCCGCUCCGCGCCGGCCGAAACGUGGCUAGAAACGUGGCGAUCGCUUCCGCGUGCGUUUCUCCACGCGUGUGAGAAACGGGGAAUUUUCCGCGUCGCGAAUAUACAUCCUGCGCGAUAUAUAUGUAUAAUACAUAACGCGACUCUGUGGUACAAGUCGCUUGGUCGCUACGCGAGCAAGGGCAGGGUCGUAAGCGAGCGACGCCAGUACCGUUCGCGACGUCGAGGACAGAAUUUCUCGUCUGCGUGCUCGUGAUGUUUGACUUUCGAUAAGUCACGAUCCGGCCGGUUGAAUCCUUUCUCGAAGAGGCGAAGACAUUACAGGACGUCAACGGACAACGUCGUCGCGUGAUAACGAGACGCGUGAGAGAGCAUCGGAUUACCUUCGAGUGUGAAGGAUUGUCUAGCAGGUGCCGGCGCCACGCGACCCGUGUCAGUAACCCCCGAAUAAAACGGAAGAUUAAGGGGUGGGAAAAACAGGAGAAACGUGCUGACGAAACAUAUACAUACGCGCAUACAUAGAUAAAAGGAGACAAAGAGAGAGAGAGAUAAGGAAAGAAGGAGAAAGAAAAAGCGCAAGAGAUUAAAACGGGUGAGAAAGAGGAAAGGCUGAAGGGUGGAACAGACAAGGAAAGAAAUAAAAAAAGAAGAAUGAUGACAAGAUAAAAAAAAGCCAAAGGGGUGCGAAGAAAAUUUAUAUCUUUAGUCAGCCUCCUGAAAAAGAAGAACGCAACUACGGUAUAUCGCCAUUAUUGAGAUUAAUUGCUCUAUUAAGAAAAGUGGUAAUUUGAUACGAUUUUUAUUUCACGCAAUAUGUUAACGAGGGAACUGCAAUAAUACGGGUGCCUCUCAACAACGUGAUUUAGUCAGAUAUAAGGAAAGCUUAGAAAAGAACAGACGAGGAGAAACAUGGGGUGCAACACUAGCAAGGAGAGCGUUCAGCCGGCGGUGGAAGAGGGAAAAGAAGGCGAUUCGGUCAAGAACGGGGAUAUUUCAAAGGCGACGGAAGACACUGCAACGAAAACCGAGUCCUCGGACAAGGAGAAAGAAAACGACGCAGAGGGAGAAAAAGAGAAGGAGGCGGCAGCAGCCACGAAAAUACAAGCAGCUUUCCGUGGACACCACGCUAGGAAAAGUUUAAGAGUAUCGGAAACAGCGUCGGAGCGGACGAGGACCGACGAAGCACCUUCGGAACCUGAAAAGGAACCUACGAAGGAACAGCUGGAGGAGGAAUUCUCUCCCGACGACAAGGAGCUCUGUCACGCGGCGAAGAAGAUACAAGCGACUUUCCGGGGCCACAUGUCGAGAAAGGAGCAGGCUACAGCUGCCGCCAAAUCGGCGAUAAACAUGGUCGAGAGCGCGACCGCCAAGAUAGAAGAAAAGAUGCAUGACGCGGUACAGGAAUUAGAGGGGAUCGACUUGGCCGAUCCGGACUUGCACAAGGCAGCGACUAAGAUCCAAGCGAGUUUCCGCGGUCACAAGGUCCGCCAGGAGGUCAACAUUCAUACUACUGCCGACGAAACUCAAAAAUAAGACGCUUACUCGCAGAGGGAUGCCGGGAGAUAGAUUACUACUUAUUACAGCCAGUGCCAUUCUUAAUAGAUUGAACGCCAUCCCCUAUUUCUUAUACUUAUACCUCAUAAUGUAGCAUUCGUGAAUUAUAGUAAGUUAUGCGCGUAAAUAUACGAAGCAUUCCAGAAAAGAUGAACAACGGAUAGUCGAACAAUUUUGAUUAUAUUAGUUCACUUCGGACCACAAAUUGUAAACAACGAUACCGUUUAUCUUACGUUAACAAUUAAUCCAGCCUUCUCGCCCGGGACCAGUGUGAUUUAAGCGCUUUCUACUUUGACUAGAAUGAGGAUUUUAAUGAGAUAUAUACACAGGUUGAAACACUCGAAUGGGGGAACAUCUAGAUAUCUCUAUCGUUUAUGGAUAUAUAAAAAAAGUUGGUCUGGAAAAAAGUUGCAUUGUGUAAAGAGAGAGUAUAAUGGUAAAUAAAAAUAAAAAAAAAUUGUUCCUUGAGCCGAUUGCUAUAAAUCGAUUUUGAAUACAUCUCACAGACAACAUUCACUCUACAUUAUUAUUCUUGAACUAUUCUUAUACUAUCGAUUUAUACUUACAUUUUUUAUGAGUUAUAUCUGUCACAUAUAUGAACAAAGUGCCAGACAGAUAUUUUAAAACACUUUUCUAAGUAUGGUAAUAUAAUAUACAUUGGAUAAAACACCAUAAUUGAGGAAAAGAGUAAAAGGAUGUAUAAAGAAAGAAGAAAGGACAGAUAGUUCCUUAGACGACAUAUAAUAUUCGAUAUAAAUUGUGAUUUACAAGAACAGAGCGACAAAUACGCAAAAUCCUCAUAUCUGGUAGGUAUAUUAAAUGGAACUCGAUAAAAAAAAAAAGCGAUAGAGUAUAACUUUGACGUCCUGCGCACGACAAACGGGGCAUACAUUAAGAUGCACCAAUAUCAAUAUGCAUGUUAACUUUUAUAAGUUCCUGUAUUUAUGUAAAAUAAACGGUAUGGUUGUAGUGUU
This is a messenger RNA of Formica exsecta, 2567 nucleotides long. It is a transcript of the gene igl, whose product is annotated as neuromodulin. NCBI's taxonomy places the organism in Eukaryota, Metazoa, Arthropoda, Insecta, Hymenoptera, Formicidae. Bases 949 to 1572 code for a protein of 207 amino acids. The record is from RefSeq and is a predicted model, not a curated record. The transcript is spliced from 5 exons. Gene Ontology annotation, molecular function: calmodulin binding.